[Torrubiella] hemipterigena is the source of this 1356-nucleotide messenger RNA. NCBI's taxonomy places the organism in Eukaryota, Fungi, Ascomycota, Sordariomycetes, Hypocreales, Clavicipitaceae. The record is from the annotation of a GenBank genome assembly.
AUGCCUGCGGGGAACGAUCGCAUGGAGCGUGUCCGCGCAGAUCUCCUUCGCCGAGCCCAAGCCCGCGAAGAUAUGGCAUCGACUCGCCAACAGCAAGAUGCUUCCUAUUCCUUUGCAAUGGGUGCUGCUGUGCCCGCCCCUCUAUCUCUGCCUGGAAGCCGAUCCGCAUCUCCUCGCCCCUCUACGUCUUCAUUGCCUGACGCUAUUGCAAACUAUCGGCAAGACAAGCCUCCCCCUCGCUUCCCAGCACCUCAUCCCGACUUUGCUGUCCAUGGCCGCACUUUAACACAACAGCGAAGCUUGGAUAUUGUUCGCGUCGGUGGCUCUGGUAACCCCGGUAGUUCAGCUAACAGAAGCGGCUCUGUGCCCCCAGAUGCUGGUCGUGGCAGAAGCAGCUUCAGCUCUGAGAAUCCUGGCCGCAGAGGUGUAAAAGUACCCUUUGCCCUUAGUCGCGAUGGACAAACUCCUCGUCGACAAGGUCGCCUGCCUCACGCUCGAGAGGCUCCCGCUGUUCGCCCCAUCUACGAGCGCAAUAUUCCAAUCCGCCAAGUCCGCCUGCCCGAUCCCCCAACUAGGGCCUUUGUGAGAUCGAAACUGAGAGAUGUAGAGCUGGGCGACACAGACAACUACCUUUCUGAGAAGGGCAAUGCUACUACGUCGUCAAAGCCUCGCAAGUUGCUCUUUUGCAUCCCGCGGCCUGAGUCACGAAAGGUCCGAACUGCAUUGCUGCAAUCAAUUGUGUCGUUCAUUUUCCUCAUCGGUCUUCUUGGUGUUUACGCUGGUGUCACCGCAGGUGGCCAAUCUGGAAGCGCACUUCCCAUACUUUUACUCGUCAUCAUGCUGUUCUCCGCCGCUUUCUUCUGUUACAGCUUCACCCGUAUGUGCCUGGCUGUCCGCAGCCACCGCCGGGAAAUGGCCAACAGCAGCAACAGCAGCGGCACGCAUGCUACUCGUCACCUCCAUCGAGCAUCACCUGUCAUCUCCUCAGCAGGGAGCUCUCCGAAAGUGGGCGCUGGCCCCUAUGCUUACCCUCACCGUCCGAUCAAGGUCACGAUGCGCUCGGAUGAGGAAGCUCUCGGAUCGAAGGUAAUGGCUGGCCGAACUAAGGCUACACCUCCUGCUUAUGGGUUGUGGAAAGAGAGCGUCCGGCUGGACCCGACCCGACUGUACUGGCAACGACAGGACGAAAAGAAGGGCUACAAGGGCGACUUUGAAAGCCACACACCGAGUAAUGAUAAUGCACCAGGCGAUGCGAACCGCACUGACGGCAAUGAGAAGCGCCGUCCGCCUUCGUACGCCAGCGACGAUGGAGUUUCUUGGGUGGUUGAUGGGACCCCUCGUUCAACGAGGGUGUAG